AUGAACUCGGAGAUCAACUCGGCCACUGUGGGGCCCUCAUCCAACUUUACGACGGUGUCAACCAGAAAGGAGACCACAUCCUCCGGAGAAGAGAUCACCACUGUGACGACCACCACCGUGAGUACCAUGAAGUCGAGUGCCAGUAGCAGCACGACGUCGACUAACACUGCGACCGAAGGAAGCGCAGGUCACGUCUCGGAGACUACGAUGACCACAACGGAGGGUGAUAACGGAGCAUCGCCAGUGACAACGGUAGGCACAAAAAGUGGAGUGAACACCACCCGGACGUCUACGACUAGAGAUGCAGUCACGGGCAUCACGACUGUGACAACCACUACCGAUACAGACUCGGAUAUGAACGGAUCUGCCAGUAGAUCGACCACUGAGGUCACCACGUCGGGGUCGAGUACAGCAGAAGCCACCAGUGAAAGAUCUGCAACUUCAACAAUCACAAGUACCAGUAGCACCACUGGAGCUAGCACUUCAAAUUCUGUCAGUUCGACGACGAACAGCAAGAUAGCAACCGGAUCUGCCAACUCUGCGAACGCGAUUCUUACGUCUGGAUCGACGAAUUACAAUUCUGCCACCGCUUCAUCUAGCACUAGCACGUCAACAACCACCAACUCCUUGACUGGAUCCACUUACGGGGAUGCAACUGCAAACGGGUCAAAGGGGUCCGCUACGAGUGAGGAAUCUGCUACAAGUAGCCAAGCUUCAUCGCUAACAUCGUCGGAAGCUUCGACGUACUCUGCCAUGAAUUCGCUGAGCGGUUCUGACUCCUUGACAGAUACCAGUUCCAACUCCUCGUUUCUGACGAGUUGGUUCACUAAAACCUUCCGUGACGAGGAAACACAGCUUGUCGUUGGCGCCAUCACCUCAACCACAACGACAGAUAUAUCGCAGGUGUGUGAUGGUCUCCCUGCGCUGGUGACUCGCUCUAGUACGGAGACACCAAAUGGAGGAUGUCCAGACGAACUCACGGCCCUCAAUGCGUCUUGCACAUGCAUCACGGGAUACAGCGAGACGGCUUCCACAUGGUCUUUUCACGUCACUGCGGAGUCGUGGAACUCGACCACGACUACGACAACGCGUUCUCUGACCCAGAUAUCUUCAGAUGAGUUGGCAGUCAACACUAUCAGGUCGAUCUGGGUCUCGUCGAGCUUAGAGACGCUGGAAAUUGAAGGUGCUGGCGAAACCCCAGCUGAAAUCACGUUCAUCAACGAGGAUCGUGAGGAUUCGGGAUCCUCUUUGACGUUGGUGCGGUCGGAGAGCAACUCUACCAACAUCUCGACGCUCUCGAUCUACAACGUGGAUUUAAACUCUGUAGCGGAGACGAACUCACACUUCGUCCCCGCAUCGGUGACGACUCUGACCUUGCGGAAUUGCAACAUCUCGACGCUCAGCCACGCCUUCACACGAGAAUGGAGCUGGCUCCAGUACCUCGACUUAUCCUCGAACAACAUCGACACCGAGUAUAUUGGAGGUGCUUAUCUAAAAGAGCUCAAUCUAUCACACAACGCGCUCGCUGUGUUCCCUACUGGAUCUCUCAACACGAGUGGGUUGGAGGCACUGUACAUCCAGGGCAACAACAUCAAGAACUUCAACGUGAGUCAGGAUCAAUUCGAGCAGAUCCAAGGACUAACAGCCUUCUCGGCGGACAAACCAGACUCCUCAUCUACUUGCGAGGACGGUGCGUGGCAAUCUGCACAUGGAACAACAUUCUGUGUGCUUGGUGCUUCCACAGCUGCAGUACCAGAUUCUUCGCGAUCGUCGAGUUCAAGCAGCGAUGAUGACAAUGGUCUUGGAUUGCUGGGCUAUUGGCUCAUUGCCGGUGCCAUCAUUGUCUUCUUCCUACUUUUACUAGUAAUUUGGCAGCGUCGCCGUCAAAACGAAGAGCGUGCAAGUAGCCCAAUUGUAUCGCCCGAUGCUGUUGAGGCGAAUACUCCGAAGGUAAAUGCCAACGCAGCCUUUGGUGACGCACUAAACCAUGACAACACGGAUGUGGUUGUCCCCCCUGCUGCUACUGGUGCUGCCGGUGCUGCAGCUUACCCCGGUUACGGUCGUUCUCACGGUAACAGCGUCGAUAGCGAGGACACAGCACUGGGCGCCAGUCUCACAAACAACCAAGUCCUUGCUUCAUGCCGACUGGACUAUGACGAGGUGACUCUAGGACGAUGCAUUAGUCGCGGUGGCUUCGGUCUUGUAUUCGUUGGCAGCUAUAAGGGACGACAAGUGGCCGUGAAGAAGAUCCGCAAUGAGCGUGGGGUUGAGCGUGAACAAGUGGAGCAAUUCGUCGGCGAAAUUUCGCUCAUUUCGGGACUCAAUCACCCCCGUAUUGUGGAGUUCAUCGGUGCGUGCUGGACUACACCAGCCGAGCUCUCAGCAGUGACGGAGAUGAUGGAACGAGGCGACCUGCGCGAUGUUACUCGACGAUUUAAACGCCGUGGCUAUCGUCUCACCUGGGAGACGCACAAGACUGUUAUCGCGCUGCACAUUGCUGAGGCUUUAACGUACUUGCACGGACAGAACCCCACAGUUAUUCACCGCGAUCUGAAGGCUAAGAACGUACUGCUUAACGCCGACAUGGAAGCCAAACUAAGUGACUUUGGUAUCGCACGGAAGCGCACCUUGUACGAUGGCAGCGAACACAUGACAGUGGGCAUCGGCACGUCGUUCUGGAUCGCCCCCGAGGUGCUUCUUGGUCGUGACUAUGACGAGCGCGCUGACAUCUACUCGUUCGGCGUCGUCCUCUCUGAAAUCGACACGGACGACUACCCAUACUGGAACGCGCAGCACCCACCGCAGGGUAAAGCACAGGAGAACGAGAUUCUUCGUCUCGUAGCUCGUGGUGCCAAGCGUCCAGCCUUCUCGGACGACUGUCCGCCAGCGAUCUUGGAACUGGCUGCGCGUUGUCUCCGCGCUGACCCUGAAGAGCGUCCCAGUGCCUCUGAAAUCGUGGUGUAUCUGCAACAACUGGUGGUUGAUCGCACCUCCAGCGCCUCCUUUUCGUCGAUAAUGCGACCUGUUCAGUCACUCGACUUCGUCACGAACUUCAGUACGUCAACGAGCACAGCACCGGCUAAUACCAUCGUGAACUUGAGCUCUUCAGAGCAAAGCCAAGCGAUGUCGGUAGCUUCAUCGACUGCAGCAACGAACGCCUCUGGAAAGAGUACGAAGACGACGACAACCACAACAACUACGAAAGUUAUCCCACCAGGUCAAGCCCUUACUGCGUCGCACGAAGUGGUGACGUCUUCACCUCAUGUAACACAAAAGGUGGUUCGCGCUAAUAUUCCCAAGGGCACACGAACCACGACGACCACAACGACCACGUGGCGAGCCAAGCGCAGUACCGGUAGUAGCUCCAGUAUCGGCAUGGCUGUGGGUAGCUCGGAUGGAGGUAGCAGUGGACUCAUCUUUGGUACUUUGUCGAGUAGAACUCAUUCCGGACUCGGACCCACGUCACCUUCCAGCCUUCGUGACAACCUGGCUGAGUUGGAUCAUUUAAACCAGCAGCGACAGCUGAGCUCUUCAAGUGCACAAGAAGCGACAAGAUCUUCGGCACAAGCUGUCGGCAAUGACCACCGAGAGGAUAAGUGGGUUGUAUAUGAGGAUGUCAAAGAACUGUAGAUCUGCUCUAAAUAAAUUGUGCGGU
Messenger RNA from Phytophthora nicotianae INRA-310, 3655 nucleotides. Its product is annotated as TKL protein kinase. The record is from RefSeq and is a predicted model, not a curated record. Gene Ontology annotation, biological process: protein phosphorylation. The transcript has a single exon. Gene Ontology annotation, molecular function: protein kinase activity; ATP binding. NCBI's taxonomy places the organism in Eukaryota, Oomycota, Peronosporomycetes, Peronosporales, Peronosporaceae. Bases 1 to 3630 code for a protein of 1209 amino acids.